AUGGCUUUAUCUAAAGCCAAGGCUUUGUCUUUAAAAGACUGCCAGUGUCUCCUUUGUAUGGAAUUCCUCAUUGAGCCUAUAACUCUGCCUUGUACCCACACGGUGUGCAAGUCAUGCUUUAAAGUACUUCUCCAAAAAUCAGUAUUGUCGUGCCCCUUCUGCCGCACCUGGGUCUCUUCAUGGGCUCGGAGUCAUUCUCAUAUAAACCAUCUUAUCAAUAUGGAACUGUGGAAGACAAUUCAAGCUCAGUAUCCAGAGAUAUGUAAACAGAGGGGCCCUGGGGAGGAACUGCCAUCAUUGGCUUUCGGUGAUGAUAUGCCGGUUCGAGUGCUAAGUAAUCCCGGGGAACUGAGGAAAGAAUAUGAAGAGGAGAUGAUCAGGUUGGAGGCUGAGUGCAAGGCCACUGAGGAACAACAAAACAGAGCUACUCAGGAAUACAUAAGGCAGUUAUUGGCACAGGACAUGGAGGAGGAAAAAAUGUGGGCAGAAAAGCUUAAACUGGAAGAACAAAGUCUAAGGGAGGAGGAAGAGGCUAAAAAAGUCAGCAUGGCUGAACCAGCAACAUCCCCAAGAAAGAAAAAAAGCAAACAAAAACAUUGUGACAAUGUCCCAAAGUUUUCCCUUCCUCAGUCUUGGCUUCAGUCAGCAUCACAGUAUGCCACUGUGAAAGAUGGCAAGAAAGCAUCUGUGACAACUGACAGUGACAGGAAGAGCCCUACAGGAGAAGAAAAGAAAAGUACAGCUACUGUGUCAAGAGGUCCUGAGGUUCCAAACCAAGGUACUACAAAUUUAUGUUAUGCGUAUGAUGUGAAAGUGGGCACUUUGGAAAACGAGGCACCAAAACCAAGCUGCUCUAGUCACAACCUUUACGGCCCACCGGAGAACAUUAAACCAGAAGAAGCCAUAGCUCAGAGUUCUGCUGAAACAGAGACUGGAAGCAGUGUAUCAGGUGUAACAGAGGAAACUGGAAACAGCACAACUGAGGCAAAAGAUCACCCUUCCAGCAGUAAGCACACUUCUAAAAGAAAGAAUCACGUAUCUUCAUCUGAAGCAGCCGAUGACCCUGGCACUUCUUGUGGAAUGACCCCCAAAUCUUCUGCAGAUGAAGACGAAACACAGCUCUUAAUUACCAAAAGGCUGUUAGAUUUAGAGAAUAUGUAUUUUGAGAAGCAUCAACAAGAAGAACAAGAUAGACAAUUUGCACUGGAGCUUCAAAGAGUGUUGGAUGAAGAAGGAAGGGCAAUGAGGAGUGAAAAGUCUGCCUCCGAGCAUCCAGACAUUUCAGCAAAAGGAGAGAAUUCCAAAAAAAAGGCCAUAUGA
Molecule: messenger RNA, 1320 nt
Organism: Mesocricetus auratus (golden hamster)
Lineage: Eukaryota; Metazoa; Chordata; Mammalia; Rodentia; Cricetidae
Product: E3 ubiquitin-protein ligase RNF168-like
Exons: 1
Coding region: 1-1320 (439 amino acids)
Biological process (GO): double-strand break repair
Cellular component (GO): nucleus; site of double-strand break
Molecular function (GO): ubiquitin-protein transferase activity; nucleosome binding
Source: RefSeq, a predicted model, not a curated record